AUGACAAGGGGCUCUGUGAAAGAGUCUAGCAAGACGGUGCGACAACGAGAGCGCAUGGCCGAAAAGCGCGACAAAGAAGAAAGCGGCCGGUGUGACGACAAGACUUACACUUGGAAGUGUGAUGAUGCCGUUUGUAUGUUCAGGGCCUCAAUAGUAGACUACGUCAACAGUAAAGAUCUCGGAUGGAAGGCGUCGUACUAUUCAAAGGGAAAGGGAAGAAAAAAACUGGGCAGUGAACUCGGCUUGAGAGGCAAGUCGUUAGCAUUUGCAUUAAAGUACAGAUUAGGGACCCGAUUAGGGACAAGCGUGUUGGAGCCAUAUUUGAAGAAGCCAUCCAUUACAGUGCGUAUAUCUAGCCCGUCGAGAUCUAUAAACCAAAUAUCGCAAUAUGUAUUUCACCCUCAUACCGAAUUGAAAAAAAGAUCAGUGCCAGACAUCUGCGAGACAAGACAAACAGGGGUUUUUAGGCCUAAGGAGACUACUAGUAUGUCGAAUUCAGCAGAAAACGAAACAUUUCCAGAUAACUUUACUUGGGUGGGUUUGGUGUCGGCUGUCCAUGAUCAGGGGAAGUGUGGAAGCUCUUGGGCCUUAAGUACAGUUGAUGUCGCCUCUGAUCGUCUCGCGCUGCAUUCUGAGGGAUCUAUCAACGUGACUCUCUCCCUUCAACAACUGAUCUCUUGCAACAGAAAAAAUAAGGGGUGUAAAGGGGGCCGCAUGGCUUUUGCAUGGGAGUACAUUAAGAAAGUAGGACUUCUAACUGAAGAAUGCUAUGGUCCUUACAUAAGUGACAAGAAAAAAAACAGGAGAAAGUGUAUAAUUAAAAAAGAAAACCUGAAACAAGAUGAUUUUAACUGCCCCAGCAACAACUUAGUUUCAGGCCAAAAAUAUCAAGUCUUCGAGGGAAAACGUAUCCCCAACAACGAAAAGGAAAUAAUGAAAGAGAUUCGCACCAAUGGUCCUGUCCAGGCCACAUUUCUUGUAAGAGAGGACUUCUAUAUGUAUGAAAGUGGCAUAUAUACUUAUUCUAAUCUACCAAGUCACAUGCGCAGUGAGCAUGGAUGUGGCUACCACGCAGUCCGAAUAGUUGGGUGGGGCUCAAAUGAGGAAGGCAAAAAAUAUUGGGUUGUUGCUAAUUCCUGGGGCCCGGAGUGGGGAAAAAAUGGAUAUUUCCAUAUCAAGAGAGGCGUCGACGAGUGUGGGAUUGAGUCAGACGUGUAUGGUAUCAAUAGUGCUGAGAAAAAAGUGGGUAUAAGGAAGCCUGAUCGGCUAAAUAUUGAACGAAGAUCAGACUUAAAAAAUUUAUACAAAAGGCACCCCGAGCAUACUGAGACUACCCCUUAAAAUUCUACUCGAUAACGUUAACUAUUUAUGUUGACCACUAGAUUCCCAUUUACAAAAAUAUUGACUGUAUUUCUUUAUUUAUUAACAUUCGUUUGAAAAGCUCAACAUGUACGUCCACCAGUCUAUAUGCACCUCGUAAUAGUCUGCCAGCUCUAGAUACAAGGAGAUGUUUGUCUGAGUGUCUGCCACAAAAAGCAACUACUAUACAGUGUCAUUUAUAUGCCCUACACUGGACUAUGUUUCGUGUAUAUGACAACAGGGGCUUUCACUUAAAAACAAGGAUUUGAGCAAGGAUGUAUUGACUUUACAUGGGGGAUCUGCACUAUUGACUUAUUAACAUGGGGAUAGUAUCAUUUAUCCCAUGCCUAGUAGAGUUUUAGGGAGAUAAGUUGGUAAGGUAAAUCCCAUAUCCUGAUUUAGGAGUUUCCAUAUCCAGAACCUCCAUAUCUCCCGUCAUAUCUUCCGUUCGAGGGCAUAUCUUCCCGCUUUGAAAAAAAA
Molecule: messenger RNA, 1839 nt
Organism: Owenia fusiformis
Lineage: Eukaryota; Metazoa; Annelida; Polychaeta; Sabellida; Oweniidae
Source: the annotation of a GenBank genome assembly